GGCGGGACGUCCGUGUUCCUUGUCGCUCGCCGCAGCGCUUGGCGCCCGGGAAGAGGUGGUUGUAAGGCAAGCGAGCUCGCGGCUCUCCGGCUUCCGAGGCUUCGGGUUUGUCGGAGGGAAGAGGCGGCGCGCAAGAAGAACCCGCUGCAGCCGGUUCUCGGCGUCUCCCCUGCUGACCUCCGCGCGACGUAUCCGCCGCCGCUGUUGGUUGGAGGUGUGUACGGGGGCCGGGAGGGGAGGUCGAUGUGGUGGUCAGAAGGGGACAUUCCGUUCGCGCUCCGCGGCGCGCGGCCACCGUCCAGUGCGUGAGCCCCGGUGUCGGAGGUGUUGCCGCAGAGAGACACAUUGUUCUUGCCGUCUGCCUACGCUGCGUGUGUGCGUGAGAGAGGCGAGCGUUUCCUCCAAGCAUUUGACAUUGUGCAGCAAAGAAAUGGUUAUGGAGAAGCCCAGUCCGCUGCUUGUAGGGCGGGAGUUUGUGAGGCAAUAUUAUACGUUGCUGAAUAAAGCUCCAGAAUAUUUGCACAGGUUUUAUGGCAGGAAUUCUUCCUACGUCCAUGGUGGAGUAGAUGCUAGUGGAAAGCCCCAAGAAGCUGUUUAUGGCCAAAAUGAUAUACACCACAAAGUGUUAUCGCUGAACUUCAGUGAAUGUCAUACCAAAAUUCGUCAUGUGGAUGCUCAUGCAACCUUGAGUGAUGGAGUGGUUGUCCAGGUCAUGGGUUUGCUGUCUAACAGUGGACAGCCAGAGAGGAAGUUCAUGCAAACCUUUGUUCUGGCUCCUGAAGGAUCUGUUCCAAAUAAAUUUUAUGUUCACAAUGAUAUGUUUCGUUAUGAAGAUGAAGUAUUUGGUGAUUCUGAACCAGAACUUGAUGAAGAAUCAGAAGAUGAAGUAGAAGAGGAGCAAGAAGAAAGGCAACCAUCUCCUGAACCUGUGCAAGAAAAUGCUAACAGUGGUUACUAUGAAGCUCACCCUGUGACUAAUGGCAUAGAGGAGCCUUUGGAAGAAUCCUCUCACGAACCUGAACCUGAGCCAGAAUCUGAAACAAAGACUGAAGAGCUGAAACCACAAGUAGAAGAGAAGAACUUGGAAGAGUUAGAGGAGAAGUCUACUACUCCUCCUCCUACAGAACCUGUUUCUCUGCCACAGGAACCACCAAAGCCAAGAGUUGAAGCUAAACCAGAAGUUCAAUCUCAGCCUCCACGAGUACGUGAACAACGGCCUAGAGAACGACCUGGUUUCCCUCCUAGAGGACCAAGACCAGGCAGAGGAGAUAUGGAACAGAAUGACUCUGACAACCGUAGAAUUAUUCGCUAUCCAGACAGUCAUCAACUUUUUGUUGGUAACUUGCCACAUGAUAUUGAUGAAAAUGAACUGAAAGAAUUCUUUAUGAGUUUUGGAAACGUUGUGGAACUUCGCAUCAAUACCAAGGGUGUUGGGGGAAAGCUUCCAAAUUUUGGUUUUGUGGUUUUUGAUGACUCUGAACCAGUUCAGAGAAUCUUAAUUGCAAAACCAAUUAUGUUUAGAGGAGAAGUACGUUUAAAUGUGGAAGAGAAGAAAACAAGAGCUGCAAGAGAGAGAGAAACCAGAGGUGGCGGUGAUGAUCGCAGGGAUAUUAGACGCAAUGAUCGAGGUCCUGGUGGUCCACGUGGAAUAGUGGGUGGUGGAAUGAUGCGUGACCGUGAUGGAAGAGGACCUCCCCCAAGAGGUGGCAUGACACAGAAACUUGGCUCUGGAAGAGGAACCGGGCAAAUGGAAGGCCGCUUCACAGGACAGCGUCGCUGAAGCUCCACUGUUGGCAUAGUCUUGGCAGUGGUACAUUACUCAUCGUGUUUGCAUUCUUGUUAAUUUUUUUUGGCUUUGGAAUGUGACACAGCCUUUUUGAUCAUUUCUUUGAUGUGAAAAGCAUCUUUGGUUAUCAGUUAAAUUGAGGUGGACAUUAUUUCCCCAAUUUCACAACAGGAUUCACAUUGUUAAUUUAUAAAUGUAGACUUGGAGAAUUAAGGACUGAGGAAUGACCAUAUCUUAAACUAUCUACAACAAAAUGAACUUAAAAGGACAUGCCCACUGAAUUCAGGUCCUUUGAGUGUAAAAAAUCCUCUGCUGCACAUUUUGUUUAAGUGUUACUGUUUCUGCCUAUUAACGUUGGAAACACAAAUAGUGCAAUUUGUGCAAUUGGAGAAUCUUGCCUUUUUUCAUGGCUUCCCCCCCAAAUACAAACCAACAGAAACUUGUUAUGCACUCAUCAAAAUGCACUAUUGGGUACUCUGAACUCAUUAACAUUGACAUCUGCAACAGGAGGCAACAGGGAAAAAAAUCUUUCAUCUUUUCCAGUAGAGAAUAGUUUGUGAAAUGAUGAGGGCAUUUUAUCUGCUUGCUGUGACCAGCGUGUGUACACAUAAAACCUUAACAAGACUACAAAUAUAUUCCAGAAGGAAAUCAUUUAGUUAUGAACUAAAUAACAAAAAUCAGAACUUCAAAUGCUAUGGUCUUGAAUAUUAGACCAGAUUUAGUAGCUCCAUAUCUAAGAAGUUUUCUACCUGCCCCUCUUCAGUACAGGGAUGGCUGGCUGCUCAACACACUCCUCUCCUCCCUUUUUUUCUUUCUUUAAGCUGUGUACAGUGAAAAUUGUCUUUCCUGUAUUUUUGUUCUCUGGUAAUGUAAUAAGCAUGAUGGUGCCUUCUAUUAAUACAUCAUUCCAGUCUUGCUGGUAAUUUUGUACAGUAUAGUUUAUGAACUGCUGUGCUGCAAAGCCAAACAGCUGCAAAAUGUUAAAAAUCAUUGAAAUAUAUAAAAAUUGCAGUAUCUUUAAAAAUCAGUAAAAUGGACGUUUAUUAUUUAUCUUGUUUUUUAGUUAACAACUUUUGUGUUCUCUGUG
Castor canadensis (American beaver) is the source of this 2873-nucleotide messenger RNA. The record is from RefSeq and is a predicted model, not a curated record. Lineage: Eukaryota; Metazoa; Chordata; Mammalia; Rodentia; Castoridae.